This is a messenger RNA of Mercenaria mercenaria, 4048 nucleotides long. RefSeq lists its product as uncharacterized. The transcript is spliced from 3 exons. Gene Ontology annotation, molecular function: protein binding. The record is from RefSeq and is a predicted model, not a curated record. Lineage: Eukaryota; Metazoa; Mollusca; Bivalvia; Venerida; Veneridae. The coding region runs from base 242 to 4048 and encodes 1268 amino acids.
UUUAAUAUUUUAAAAUACAUUUUGCUUUUGUGCUAGCUGACGCUUAGACAGUUUUAUGUAAAGAACAGAACGAUUUUACACGUAUCUCUUUGAUCAAGACUAUUCUUUUCAUAAUAUUCUGAGUGAUAUAAUCGACGUAAAUGUGAAUGGAAUUAAAACACGUAUGCCAUAAGACAAAUAUUGUGGGUUUGUAUUGUUGUCUACGGUGGUUGCGUUAUUAUUAUUCUUGAAAUUCAGACAAAUGAAUAUAGAUGAUUUGGUUAGAAAUCCUGAAUACAGGAAUUUUGUCUGUUGUUACCAUGGAUUUGCAUUUUGUGGGAAUAAACUGGAACCAUACACAAGGAAUGGUCUUCAGAAAGUUCACCGAACUGUAUACUGCAAGCUUGCAGGUAAUCAAGCUUGUCAUCAGAGAUGCAGCGAAAUUUUCGGUAAACAACUGUCUAGGUGGUGCGAGACCUGUAAAAAAUGGCGUCAAUAUUUGAGCACUGAGAGUAAAAUGCAGAAUGUUUGUUGGGAAAAGAUGAUGUCGUGGAAGUGGCCGUUAGCAUAUGAAAGUAUUGCGGGAGUUUUCAUUCCAGCGUCCUGGGCAAAAACAGAUCUGAAAGAUAUUGCCACGUUGUGUCAUAUAUGGGAAAACUGCAAAAAUGAAUUCAUGAUUCGUCCAUUUGUCAUUUCCAAUCUAAGAGAUUGUAGAAAUAAAUUUGUCGCUCACAAUCCAAAACUGUCUGUCAAUGAAGUAGAGAAAUCGAGGGUAUUUGAUGCUUUGAAGGAUUUGCUGAAAGUUCCAGAUGUUCAGUUACAUAUCAAUGCUCAAGAAUGUCUUUCCGAACUUGCAAAAAUUGAAAAUGGAGACACACUAUCAGCAUCUCUUACAAACAUAUUCACCUCGUUAAGAGAAAAUAAUGAUGCCGUUGAAAACUUACAACACACCAUUAAUAGGGUAGUGUUGUCACAAAAUGAUGUAAAAAAUACAGCGGAAUCAGGCCAAGAGCAACAAGUCAGUGCCAGUGAAAAGCUUGGAAAUAUACACGAUAUGCAAUAUGAAUGUAGCGAAACACUUGAUGGUUUGCGAAAUGAUAGUGAGACUGUAAAGGAAUCUUUAAAUGUGUUAGGCGAAACACAAAACCGAAUUGCAUCGAGUAUCAGUGACUUACAAGACAGACAAACUGAGGCGAAUGAUAAACUGCAGGAUUAUCACAACAUGGUGAUAAAAUUAUUAAUGAAGCGACAACAAUCGAAAAUGAAGGAGACAUUUGUGAAGAAAGACUGUUUAUCAGCAGUUCUAGUAGCAGUCAUUUCAGUACUAUGUUGCUACGGUAACAUUCACAAACACAACUAUGUGGAAAAAAGCUUGAUCACAUCAGAUUGUAUAUCAGAAAAUUAUAAGUAUCCAUUUGAGCAGGAUAUGCCACUUCUUGGAUAUUUUCAUGAUCAUGAAAAAAUUGUAGGAAGAGAAUGGUUGUUCGAGACCUCUGAAUUGAGGUUAAUGACACCGCACACAAACUCAAAGGGAAUAGCACUGAUUGCGGAAAUGGGUUAUGGGAAAUCCGCUUUCGUUUCUCAUUUACUCUGUUCGAGGGAAGGAGAAAAAGGAUAUGGAAUAAAAUCGCAUGUAGUGGCAUUUCACAUUUGCAAGUUUGAUGUAGCGAGUACUAAAAGUCCAGGGCGAUUUAUUCGGCGGUUACUUGGAUUUUUAGCUCGGGAAAUUGAGGAGUAUGGAAAUAUUAUUUCUGGGUUGUCCGAUUAUAACAUUAUUUACAACAUAGAAACUUGCGAUAAUGACCCAAUUGCUUGCUUCGACCAGGGAAUUAUCUUUCCAUUAAAACAGCUUUCACCUGUAUAUAACAUUUCACGGAUAUUCAUCAUAGAAGCCCUUGAUGAAUGUUAUUUGAAAUCUUCGAGCAAAAAUCCAAUUUUGGAGUUAUUGUCAAGCCGAAUAAGGGAGUUACCUGUUUGGUUCAAAGUUUUUGUAACGUCAAGAAACAUGACAGAUCUUCACUCAGUAUCACAUUUAGAGCAUAUUCAUUUGCAAACAAAUGAUCCUAGGAAUAUUGAAGACUUACGAGAGUAUAUAAAAACAAAAUGGUUGCACUUAAGUUUUUAUAUACAUGACAAAGAACUUGAAGAACUACUGAAGCAAAGCGAAGGAAAUUUUUUGUUUGUUAUUCACGCCAUUCAAUAUAUGGUUGCCUCUGGAAACAAGAGUUUUGUGCUGUUACCUUCAACGCUCGAAGAUGUAUACGAAUUAAAUUUUGACAGACAGUUUGGUGACAUGUAUUCGUUUCAAAUUCCGAAAAUGAUAUUUGAAGUUGUUUGUGCAACAACUCAUACUUUUAAAUGGGAAGAGGUACUAGAUGUCUUGAAAGUAAAUAAUGUAACCAUUUCGGUACAGUUUAAUAGCCAAAUGGACAGAAUGUCAUUCUUUCUUCGAAUGGACAGUACUGUAACUAUAAUUCAUCAAUCUUUAUAUCAAUGGUUAGUCAAUGCACGAAACAAAAAAUACAAGAUUUCGUUAACGGCCGGACAUGCAUAUAUAUCACGCUAUUUGUUUCAUAACGUUGUAAAAAAUAAUGAUACGGACUUAGCAGAUUUAUCUAUCCAUGUGAGCGAAGCUUCCGAUAAUAAUUUGACCAAACAAUUCCUGGAAUUAAAGAUUUUCAGUUUUAAUAUAACAAAUUUGAAUGAAUCGUUACAUAACGUGAUAUAUAAAACGUCAGCAGUUAACCCUCUUCAAUUACUAAUCAGUCUUAACCUGGACGUUAACGAAGUAAAAGAUGAUGAAACUACCCCAGCGUAUGUAGCUGCAGCAAGAGGAAAUAUGGACCAGCUUGACCUACUGCAGGAAAAGGGUGCAGACAUUAGUUUUGUAAAGGAAGGGGAUAUUGUUGUUGAUUCUUACGAUAUAUUGAAUAAAAUAGAUGCUAUAAAACAAGGUUUUUUCUAUGGUUAUGGACUUAUACACGUUGCGUCUAGAAAUGGACAUGUAAACGUAGUCCGUAAACUUCUUGAAUACAGUAAAGAGAUGAGAGAUUGGAAAACUUCCUUAGGACAGCGUGCAAGUGAUAUUGCUUGUGAAGCCGGUAACCUAUAUGUGGUAGAUCUACUAAAUAUUACCGAGUGGACCAAUGAAAUGCUUUUAGACUGCAUAUACUAUGCCUCUAAGCUCGGUAAUGCAGAUAUAAUUCAGUAUCUGAUCACACGUAAAGCACAAAUACCCCUAACUUGCAUUUCUGAUACACAGUCUAGUGGUGCCAUAAAGCAGAUACAAACAGAUGACUUCGCUCACUUGAAAUUAACACGCAAUUUUCAUACAGAAAGAUAUCCUAACUAUCACACAGUAUAUCCCCUUGAUAUAUGGUGGGUAGUAGCAAAAGAAACACCUAUUCAUGCUGCUAUUAGAGCUGGCUCAGUAAAAGCAGCUUCACUUUUAAUAAAACAUUUUCCAGGUUUAUUGAACUGUUCUGAUUCGUUUGGGUAUACACCAUCAUUAUUGAGUGUAAUGAAAAAUCAAUACACUUUAUUGCCUUUACUAAAACAUCAUAUGUUUACUGACAGAUGCGGGAAAAUACCGCAUCACAUCCAAUCAUGCGUCAGAAACAGUAGAAUGUACAUGCGGAACAAUAUAAAUGUACCUUGUUUAGUCCAGGAGAGUCUGAAAGACAUAGAAGAAUCAUUGUGUCCUACCGGUGCUUCGUUUGCUCAUUUUGUAGCAAUAUACAAUAGAAAGGAUUUUCUAAGAUUCGGUUUGCAAGAAAAUGUCACUGUCCACUGGAACAUAGCAGAUGACGAAGGAAACUACCCUAUCCAUUACGCUGCAAGAUAUACGAAUGUUGAUUUCAUCACUAUGGUAUCAGCAAAAUUUAAGUUUAACUUAAGUACUAUCAAAUGUAGAAACGGAUCCACUGCUUAUCAUAUUGCUGCAAUAACUCCAUCUUUUAUAAGUUUAUCUGCACUGACAAAUAUAUUCAAAGACGUUAUUCCAGAUGUGAAGGAUGAAUAUCAGAUGGGAAUUUUGCAUCAUUCGGUUUUAUUCGCUCAAAAAUUUUAA